GACGCAUCCGCAGCUCCCGACCAGCAUUCGGCUAGCAUUCGGCUAGCAUUCGGCUAGCAUUCGACCAGCAACCGAUCAGCACCAGGACAGCAGCCGGCUAGCUCCCAGCAGCCGCCAUGGGCCUGGACAAGAGGACCAUCAAGAUCAUAGCGAUCGUUGUAGCCGUGCUCAUCGUGUUAGGCGGCAUUACUGGGCUACUGCUAGCCCUAUUCCUGCCCUAUCGAUAUGUCGUGUUGGAGGUGUGGCCGCAGUCGAGCGAGUACAACUAUGAGCAGCCGCUGAUCCACUUCCGCGCCAGCGACCCCGGCAGCUGGCACGUCUGGUACAAGCGUAUCAGCGACUUCCUUCUCGCGUAUGAGACCACCGUGCCGGAUGACCCGCCACGCGCGCCCUGCUCCAUCCACCGCCACGACCAGCGGAUGCCGGCGCCCAACUGCGAGCGCGCGCUCAACAUGUGGGCGCCCUGCAAUGCCGACAACUUCUACGGCUUUGGCCUCGGCAAGCCCUGCGUCUUUCUUAGACUGAACAACAUCCACUACUGGGUCCCGGAGCCGUACAACGUGUCGGUGCCCAUGGCGAUCCCGCAGGACAUGCCCAACUACCUUAAGAUGGCCAUGCAACAAUACCCCGCGCACCGCUACGGCGACUACGUGUGGGUGUCCUGCAACGGCGAGUUCAGCUCGGACGAGGAGAACAUCGGGCCCAUCCAGUACAUCCCGGGCGCGCUGCCCCCCGGCUUCCCCACCAACCGCCUGCACACCGCCGACCGCAUCCCCCGCAACACCCGCCACCUCCCCGACCUCACCCCCGCGCCGCUGCUGGCUGUGUUCUUCGAGAAUCCGCGCCGUGGUGUGGUGAUCAACGUGGAAUGUCGCAUCUGGACGCGCGACAUCGUGUACGACAAGUCGAGCCGCGUCGGCCGCGCGCGCUUCGAACUCUACGUCGAGUAGAACCUUCUGGAAGACUCCAGUAGAUCAUAAGGGCCGUUGUCAUUUAGAUCCUAUUUCUAUGGCAAUAAAGUCUAAAGUUAUGUUGUACGGGUUAGGUCUGUACCCGACUGUACCCGUGAACUGUGAAGAUACAUUCAUCUGUGCCUACACAAAGUAGUUGCCUGCUUGAACAGGGAGGUCAAUGUUGUGGUCGUGCGCGCAUGUUCGCUUGUUGUUGUUGGUGUGUAGGAGCCGCUGAAUGCUGAAUACUGAGUGAAUGUAAAUAUUAUGUUUAGAAAUUGAAUAUUUUUUUGGUACUGAAGCCAACUGAGAUUACAUUAUGCUAUUUGUUAUUUUUUUCUAUAAUGGCAUAAUAAUAUGGCGUGAGG
Molecule: messenger RNA, 1318 nt
Organism: Aricia agestis (brown argus)
Lineage: Eukaryota; Metazoa; Arthropoda; Insecta; Lepidoptera; Lycaenidae
Product: sodium/potassium-transporting ATPase subunit beta-2-like
Exons: 7
Coding region: 117-950 (277 amino acids)
Biological process (GO): intracellular sodium ion homeostasis; sodium ion export across plasma membrane; intracellular potassium ion homeostasis
Cellular component (GO): sodium:potassium-exchanging ATPase complex
Molecular function (GO): ATPase activator activity
Source: RefSeq, a predicted model, not a curated record